This is a messenger RNA of Saprolegnia diclina VS20, 1187 nucleotides long. RefSeq lists its product as hypothetical. The transcript has a single exon. The record is from RefSeq and is a predicted model, not a curated record. Lineage: Eukaryota; Oomycota; Saprolegniomycetes; Saprolegniales; Saprolegniaceae. Bases 1 to 1140 code for a protein of 379 amino acids.
AUGACAUCUUCGGCGUGGCCCGUAAAGAUCUACAAUAGCUCGUCAACCGCCACCGAUAGCCUCAAUGUCCCGCUUCACGCCUUCAUCCGCGCCUACGACGCACCGACACCAUCCAUUGUCGUGCGCGCCGACUCCCAAGCCUUCCUCGACAGUCUUGCAUUCCAAGACGACGGCAAAGCUCUCGGCUUUGAUCUUGCCGAAGAUGGCUACGACCGCCUCCGCAACACUGAAGUGCGCUACCUCAUUGACGUGUACAUGCCGACGCGGUCGCUGGCGUCGCUUCGCGCCAUGCGCUCGAGCGACGUGGUCGUGGCCCCUUACGCACUCCAGACCACGUCCGUUGUCUUGACAACGACGGGCUCCAGUGCUGUGUACGUCUCGGCGCCGUCUCUUGAGCUUGCAAACUUGACCAUCUCGGUGUCUGGCUCAAGCCGGCUCCAGUGGGAAGUACCGGUGACAAAGGUAAACUCGGGUUUGAACGUUGCUGUCGGUGGUUCGGGCACGCUGGCGCUCUUGACGACAACGCUGGAUGUCGGCUCGCUCAAGAUGGCCGCGACGGGCUCGGGCAAAGCCUACGUUGGCGCCUCGUCGCUCGUGAAUGUGUCUUCCUCGGUGGCCACGUCGGUCGAUGGCACGGGCCAAGUCAACUUGUAUGCGGCUGGCAUCUGCCGUGAGCACAAGGUCUCCAUUUCUGGCGCGGGCAAUGCGUUUGUGAGCGCCAUGAACUGCCGCGACACGUCCGUCGUCGUCACGGGCAGCGGUAGCGCCUACGUUCAGUCGACGACAACCCUCGCCACCGCGGUCGCGGGCUCGGGCCGCGUGUACGUCGCGGGCACCGUUCCCGGCGGGCUGCCCGGCGCGUACACGCCAAUGGCGUCGCCGCCUGUGACCACGUACACCGCUGUGCCGGUCCCUGCGUACGAGCCCCACCAGCCGACGAUGUAUGGAUCGUACGUCAGUACCAGUACGUCGCACACCGGGACACUUAUCGGCGUCCUUGUUGCGGUUCUGACUGCGCUUGUGGUCGCCUUUGGCGUCUACCGUUGCCGCAAGUCGGGCCGCGCAUGCUUCCGCCCCAAGGCGGAGCGCGGGUACACGCGCAAGACCUCGACAGAGGACCACGCGCCGUCCAUGGCGUAGAUACCUCACGCAUCGAUAAUACCGUUGAAUGGACGUUGUCAAAGCUC